AUGUCUGCCGCGAUGUCGUCCUGCGCGUGUCCUAUGACGAGCCCCGUCGGGGCAACCCUGGCGGCGUUGUGCGGUGGCACACAGUACAUGCUGUUCAUGGGCCUGCUGGAGGUGUUCAUAAGGUCACAGUGCGAUCUGGAGGAUCCUUGUGGCCGCACGAAGGCCAAAUCAUCCCGAAGCGUUGACUACGAGUAUGACUUCAUCGUCGUCGGUGGAGGGUCCGGAGGAUCGGUAAUUGCAUCGCGGCUGUCGGAGAUCAAGAACUGGAAGGUGCUCCUGAUCGAAGCAGGACCGGACGAGCCAACCGGGGCACAGAUUCCGUCCAUGUUCCUGAACUACCUCGGCAGCGACAUCGAUUGGAAGUACAACACGGAACCGGAGCAGUAUGGGUGUCUGGGUUCGCCCGAGCAGCGGUGUUAUUGGCCCCGUGGCAAGGUCCUUGGUGGAACGUCUGUCCUGAACGGCAUGAUGUACAUCCGGGGCAACCCGCAGGACUAUGACGAUUGGGAAGCGGCUGGGAACCCGGGCUGGAAAUGGAAGGACGUACUGCCGUACUUCAUGAAGUCUGAGGACAACCUGCAAAUCAACGAAGUUGACUCAAAGUACCACUCAACCGGGGGCAUGUUACCGGUGGGUCGAUUCCCCUACAAUCCACCGUUUUCGUACUCAGUGCUGAAGGCAGGUGAACAGCUCGGCUACCAGGUGCAGGAUCUAAACGGUGCCAACACAACGGGCUUCAUGAUCGCGCAGAUGACGAACCGAAACGGCAUCCGAUUUAGUGCGGCUCGUGCUUUCCUGCGACCGGCUGUAAACCGCGCCAACUUGCACAUCUUGCUUAACACCACUGUCACGAAGGUCCUUGUCCAUCCGACGUCUAAGACAGCGCAUGGAGUUGAAAUCGUGGACGAGGAUGGUCAUAUGCGCAAGAUCCUGGUCAAGAAAGAGGUGAUUGUUGCUGGUGGUGCCGUCAACUCACCCCAGAUCCUGAUGCUCAGUGGUAUUGGCCCACGGGCACAUCUCGAACAGGUGGGUGUACGACCGAUCCACGAUCUACCCGGUGUCGGACGGAACCUGCACAAUCACGUGGCGUACUUCAUCAACUUCUUCCUGAAUGACACCAACACGGCUCCGCUGAACUGGGCCACGGCGAUGGAGUACUUACUGUUCCGAGAUGGGCUGAUGUCGGGCACGGGCGUGUCAGCGGUGACGGCCAAGAUCAGCUCGAAAUAUGCCGAACGCGUGGACGAUCCUGAUCUGCAGUUCUACUUCGGUGGGUUCUUGGCGGACUGCGCCAAGACGGGCCAGGUUGGUGAGCUGCUCAGCAACGACUCACGCUCGGUGCAGGUGUUCCCGGCCGUACUGCACCCCAAGAGCCGCGGUUACAUCGAGCUCAAGUCGAACGAUCCGCUCGAGCAUCCGAAGAUCGUCGUCAACUACCUGAAGGAGGAUCACGACAUUAAGGUGUUGGUCGAAGGCAUCAAGUUCGCGGUGCGUCUCUCGGAAACGGACGCUUUGCAAGCGUACGGUAUGGAUCUCGAUCGCACCCCCGUGAAAGCCUGUCAGGAUAUGGAAUUUGGCACGCAGGAAUACUGGGAAUGUGCCGUGAGGCAGAACACUGGAGCCGAGAAUCACCAGGCAGGUUCGUGCAAAAUGGGUCCCACCAGCGAUCCAAUGGCCGUCGUAGAUCACGAACUGCGUGUGCACGGUGUACGGAACCUGCGAGUUGUGGAUGCGUCCGUUAUGCCGAAGGUCACAUCGGGCAACACGAACGCACCGAUCAUUAUGAUCGCUGAAAAGGGCGCCCAUCUGUUGCGCCGUGCGUGGGGAGCUCGCUAGGACGUGCCGGCGCAAGGAUGCUCCGGUGACGCGCUAGCAUUUACGCAAAUUGGCAUAGAUUCAUUUACCACGUAAGCGUACUCGUCGCGUAAUCUUGUUUGUAUGAGGAGGCGUCGCAUACCGGCGCGUUUAUCGAAAUUAAAGCCCCGUGAAAUUAGAAAGGUCAGGACGGACAGACCCUCUAGAAUUGGUAACGUUCGCCUUAUUAAGCGAGCCCACACCCGGAGGCGAAAACCAGACAAAACGUUCACACUUCGAUAGCGACACAUUUCUUCGCUCUUAACCGCACGCCCCAUC
Molecule: messenger RNA, 2133 nt
Organism: Anopheles nili
Lineage: Eukaryota; Metazoa; Arthropoda; Insecta; Diptera; Culicidae
Gene: Gld
Product: glucose dehydrogenase [FAD, quinone]
Exons: 5
Coding region: 1-1836 (611 amino acids)
Molecular function (GO): oxidoreductase activity, acting on CH-OH group of donors; flavin adenine dinucleotide binding
Source: RefSeq, a predicted model, not a curated record